This is a messenger RNA of Acanthosepion pharaonis, 774 nucleotides long. Lineage: Eukaryota; Metazoa; Mollusca; Cephalopoda; Sepiida; Sepiidae. The record is from the annotation of a GenBank genome assembly.
AUGGGACUUCGCGCAGCCAAUGGGCAACUCGAACAGGUGUCGCGUUCCGCAGGUCAUUCGUAUGCGCGUUCAUCAGCGCGUGACAUAUCGCGUGACAUAGCGCGUGUUGCAGAGCCACACGUACAUGCGUUGCUGCACGCGCUAAUUAUCAAGUCGGCUUACCUCUUUUUCUGUUUCUUUCGCCAUCUGUUCAUAUCUGUGUUAUUUUAUUCAUAUCUAUCUAUCUAUCUAUCUAUCUAUCUAUCUAUCUAUCUAUCUAUCUAUCUAUCUACCGUUUGGUACAGAGCUAUCUAUCUAUCUAUCUAUCUAUCUAUUUAUUCUCUCUUUUUCAGUCUGUUCAUAUCUAUCUAUCUAUCUAUCUAUCUAUCUAUCUAUCUAUCUAUCUAUCUAUCUUCAAUUCUGACAAAUGCCAUUCCUGUAAUACUCUUCUGUUGUACUUACUGUUUAAUAUAUGAUAUAUCUGCAACACUUAUCUAUCUAUCUAUCUAUCUAUCUAUCUAUCUAUCUAUCUAUCUAGGGCAUUACAUAUUACGAGUUCCUCCUGAAAAAUCCGAUGUUUUUAAAUAUAAAUCUAUCUAUCUAUCUAUCUAUCUAUCUAUCUAUCUAUCUAUCUAUCUAUCUGAACUGUUAAACAAAAAUAACACUAUCUAUCUAUCUAUCUAUCUAUCUAUCUAUCUAGCUCAGUCUGUUCAUUAUCUAUCUCCUCUGUUCAUUAUCUAUCUAUCUAUCUAUCUAUCUAUCUAUCUACCCAAGUCUAUUUAUAUCUAUAUAUGA